AUAAUUUCUCUUCUACCGGCUGACUUGAUAUGCCUAACACCAGGAUUUACUUCAGAAAUGUUACCUUUGAUGAGACUAAAUCGAAUAAUUAAGAUUCAGACCUUUUGGGAAUUCUUUGACCAUUUUGACAGCGUUUUGUCGUCACCGUAUGUAGUCCGAGUUACAAGAACAUUAACGUACAUGGUCUACUUAGUGCAUUUAAAUGCGUGUGCGUAUUACUAUGUUUCGGUUAAAGAAGGGCUUGCUACGAACAACUGGGUGUUCAACGGUCAGGGAAACGCGUGA
Messenger RNA from Diuraphis noxia (Russian wheat aphid), 285 nucleotides. It is a transcript of the gene CngB, whose product is annotated as Cyclic nucleotide-gated ion channel subunit B. NCBI's taxonomy places the organism in Eukaryota, Metazoa, Arthropoda, Insecta, Hemiptera, Aphididae. Gene Ontology annotation, biological process: monoatomic cation transmembrane transport. The record is from RefSeq and is a predicted model, not a curated record. Gene Ontology annotation, cellular component: intracellular cyclic nucleotide activated cation channel complex; plasma membrane. Gene Ontology annotation, molecular function: intracellularly cGMP-activated cation channel activity; protein-containing complex binding; intracellularly cAMP-activated cation channel activity.